AUGAAAAAAAUGAGGAGUUUAAUCCUCGUCGCCCAAAUUGCAGAAUCCUGCAGAAGAAGCGGAUUUUCGAGAAAAAGAAGACAAUCAGGAACUCCAGUUGAACUGGUCGAAAAUGCCAUCAUCCCUUUUGCCUACUGUUUACAGAAAGAUCCAGUUGUGCUAGAAGAAGUCAUCUUGGCUGGACCAAACAGUGAUCCUUCAAACACAGAUCCGUAUUGUUACGAUGAAUGUGGACCCGAUGGUCUUGGAGAAUAUGAUGUUGAUGAGUGUGUAGCAUGUUAUAAAGAUGAAGACAGAAUCGAAGACAUAACAGAAAAAUACAUCGCGAGAGGAGGCUUCAGCCGAAUGACUCCAAGUAUACAGCAAGUUCAAGACUGUAUCGACUUCUAUCUACCGACAAUUUUAACCUCCGAAGAACCAGAGCUAUUCAUCGAGAAUACGAACAACCGCCAACUCGCUGGUCGAAUCGAAGUGCCGGAUAUCAUAAAAUACGAAUACGAUUGUGAUACAUCUGAUCCUUCAAGCUGCGAUGCUGGAAGCAACUUUUGGGAAGGCAUCAUUCGCGUUCCUGAAGAUUCUUCCGAAAAUAGUCGAAAAAGAAGAGACGGAGAAAGCUGUUUCUUCGAAGAAUUUAGUUUUGAAAACGCAGCAGUGCUCGGACAAGCAGAUGACAACGAAUUCAUCUUCAAACAGAGAGUACCAGCUGCCGUUCUUCCGCGAUUCUACUCCGUCGAUCGACUUACUUCCAAAAACUACGAGAUCGAAUUCGGCUGGGACUCGAUCGGAUACCUCUACGCAUACGGCGAUUUGGAGAACGUAAGUGUUCCGCAAACGAUUCUAGCGACGCCGCAAGCUUUUAAUCUUACUGGCACUACUUUCAUCAGCUACAAGAAUGAUAUUUUGGUGGAUAAGCAGAGUCCAUCUUCUUACGCAAUUUCAUUCUCUCCAAACGGUCGAUCCUACGAUCCCGGCGUUGAAGUCGCAACUUUAAACAUGGAGACGCUGGCUGCUGAUCCCAUUUCUCCUUUCCAAUUCCAGCUCAAGUCGGUCUUGACACCCGGCUUCCGCGAAGUAGAAAGCGCUUCCACCGAAGCGCCAACGAACAACUACGUUCCCUGUAUCCCGAAUCUCGUUGAUCCACCAAAAUGCAAAACGAUCACCAAUAUGCCAGUGAAUGUAACACUCUCCGAAAAUCGAUCCAACUCAAUGACGAAAUUUAAGGUGAAGAAAAAGAUAACGAAGAUGAUCCUCAAUCAAGCAAACAAGUUGAUCAAGCAAGAGAACAAGAACCAACUCGUUUGCGAAGAUUAUUCAGUUUGUCAAAUCAAAAUCAAGUACUUGGACUUUCCAGAAGGACGAGCCUGCGAUGAAGGCCUCUGUCACGAUGCGCUGAUUUCAACUGGCUGUGUUGGAUGGAAGGAGGGAAAUGCCUGCCAAGCUUAUAUUGAUAAUUCCUCAGAUGCGAUCUUCUAUUCCAACAAAAAGGGCGAAUUUUUCUAUCACUGGGAAUCGUCGGAAAACCAACUUUACGGCACCGCAUCGAAAAACAAAAAGCCACUAAAACUCGACGGCAAGAAGGACAUCGUCUCGAUGCUUCAGGGGUUGCUCCUUGUCGAACACGAUUAUGUAAACGAGGUCGAAAAAUGGAUUGUUGGUAAAUUGGAGGGCUUUUUGUGGUCCCCUUGUGUUCUUUCGCCAUUUCGAAAACUUUCUCCGGAAUUGGCAUUGAUGCUCUUCAGGUUUAAAACUGCGGAGGAAGAUGAGGAGCUUUGGAACGUUCAUCGGAAAGAGUAUGGUUUGGACUUUCCUCCAAGGAUUCUUCGUAUUAUCUGGCGUUGCCCUGAUCUCCGGUAUUUCAUGGCUUAUCGCAUACAAGAUUGGGCCAUUUCCUUCCGCGACUCUUCAAAUCUGCAUUGUGAGCUCGUAAAAUUGGUUAAAGCAUGGACAGAAUACGACAAGGAGGACAAGAUGUUGAAUGCUUUCGCAAAGAGAUUUGGUAAACACUACGUAUUGGAUGCAGUUGUUCCAGUCAUUCGAUGUCUUUUCUCCCCACUACCGACUAUUCCAACUAACAUGCCCGGAUCCGCACAUCGAAAGGAAGUCAAAGAAAUGAUGAAAUCAAAAGACUUUCCUCCUCUCCGAAAAUCUGCGAAAAAUCGGCGGCGAACUCUUUCUUUGUAA
This is a messenger RNA of Oikopleura dioica, 2181 nucleotides long. The record is from the annotation of a GenBank genome assembly. NCBI's taxonomy places the organism in Eukaryota, Metazoa, Chordata, Appendicularia, Copelata, Oikopleuridae.